AUGAGCUCUCUCCGCAUCGCCCGAGCUGCCCUCCGCGCGAGGCCCGCUGCCAUUGCCCGCCCCAUCCAGCGCAGAGGGUACGCCGAAGUCGCCAAUGACAAGAUCAAGCUCUCCUUAGCUCUCCCGCAUCAGUCUAUCUACAAGUCCCAGGAUGUCGUCCAGGUCAACCUCCCCGCGGAGACCGGUGACAUGGGUGUUCUGGCCAACCACGUUGCCUCCAUCGAGCAGCUGAAGCCCGGCCUAGUCGAGAUUAUCGAGGAGCAGGGUGGCAGCAAGCAAUUCUUCCUGUCUGGUGGAUUUGCUGUUGUGCAGCCCAACUCCGUCCUCAGCAUCAACGCCGUCGAGGGCUACCCAUUGGAGGACUUCAGCGCCGAGGCUGUCAGGAACCAGAUCGGCGAGGCACAGAAGAUUGCCAGCGGAAACGGCAGUGAGGCUGACAUUGCUGAGGCCAAGAUCGAGCUCGAGCGUCUCAUGCCCCGAGGCUUCGACCAACCCACGUCAAGUUCUGCGUCCCGAGCUACCAAUGCGGGACUACGCGAGCAGAGCAAUCAACCAUCAAACAUAAGAACUAGACAGGGUCGGUUCGAAGCUCCUGCUACGAUACCGGGAGCCGGAGAGGCGAAGCAACCAUACCCGACCACAUCCAGACGCAAGUCUAGUAGUCCCUCAGCUUUGCCCCUCCCACAAGCAUCGAGCGAACCUCAACCGCCUCCUUCCGGACGCAAAUCGCCUGCCUAUUUGCAAGGCAGGAACCCAUAUGGCCGAGUCUUGGACAAGGUCCAGCAUCCGUACCGGGAGCCCGAGGCAGUGACAACAGCACCUGUACCGCCUUCCCAAGCUGGCUCCAAUAUCGGUUCACGGCCACCUGCGGUGGGUGUCACAGACUCCAAACGACAAUCUCUGGCCCAAGAGCCGGGUCGACGCGGCACCCAGACAACAUACCCGCCAUCAAGACAGCCACAGGUCCCCAAGUCAGUUCGCUCUGCCAAGGACUUCUUCGAAACGGAAGCCUUCCAACGUCCGUCAGCGUCCCGUCCCCCACCUUCAGUUCCUGGUACCGGUGCCGCGAAGGCGCUCGCUCCCCAAACAUACGCCUCUAGUGCCUCUGGCGAACCUCCUGCCCGUGCUCCAAACCCGAAGUCAUCUUCUACUCCUAACGAGCAAGCCCCCGAUACUGGGCUGCUGUUGGCUUCUCUCACGGAAUUUUACGAUACCCGCGAAUCUCUGCAGUCUGUGAUUCCCUACAAACAAGGCGAAGCCGACGAGUGUGCUCCCAUCAUCACGACACAGAAAGCAACGCCCCCAGCCGUACCAUCUGAUCAGGGAGAGGAGCAGUACUUUUCCGACAUAGAGCGAGAAUCCAUUGGUCGGCGGAAGUCUACCAACAUCUUUGCAGGUAAAUCCGACGGUGCAAGGCUUCCAAGUCUCGAUCAACAGGCUGGACAGGACAGCUUUGCGAGCGACGCUAUCUCCAAGGCGCCGCUUCCUGACACUGGUGGGGCCAAUCCAGUUGAUCACAUAGAUCCUUCCGACAAGAUUGUGAGGCGUCUCGCUACCCGCAAUUCAAUACCAGCUGCUGAGACCAAGCAAGCCAACAAUCCGAACCCUCCGUCGCAACAGGAAGGUAGACGUGCGAAGUCUGGUCGCGAUCUUCGAAGGACUUUCGAGGAAGACAACGGGAUCUCUCCCAAACGGCUCAGGCGCAGUGGAUCACACACUGCUUCUUUGACAGAAAGUGGUACUUCAGCAAAGGAACCCGUCGAUCGUGUCGCGGAGUGGACCCAGAGUACGGAUGUUGGAAGUCCUCGCAACCAAUCUGGGAAGUCCAUUGGUGUGCGUAGACGAGCUGAGGAGAUCGUGGCAAGGAAUCUCGGCCACGACGGUGCAAGCGACAUGAGUGUCUCCCGACAAAGCUGUAUCUCAGGCUCGAUACCAACUGCCAACAUUGGUGUCGAGGAGCAGUAUGGCGAGAUCAAAGUGCCGGACGAUGUCGACAACCGCCAAGGGUACGGACGUCGCGUCACACAAGAUUUUGGCUUCCCAGGCGCACGGAUCAAGUCGUAUGGCAUCAACAAGACAAGCCGACCGUUACGAGACCCUGGCAAUUGGACUAAGCGAGCGUGCGGACACUUCUCAUACAUGGGCAAAACCGAGCACCGCGAGCAUGCACAAGAGAAAAUAUGUCGGCAAUGUUCGACCCGAGUACCAGUGCUUGAAGAGCUACUAUCUACGAAGCGGCGGACACGCAGACGAGCUUCAUCAGAAUCGUUGACCUCUACAACCCCUUCGUCAAAAAUCUCCACAGAUAACUGUUGCCGCCGGCAGAGGCGUCGUCGGUGUCACUCUGAAAGCAUGUCGCAUGACAGAUGCGGAGAUAGAUUCGCUGAUGAGUUGGGUCACAUCAUCGACAAUAUCCUAGAAGAGCAUGCAAACACACUUCAGAAUGUCAUCAGCAACAUCAAGAACACCCAACCCAGUCUCGACCAGCUGCGAAGGGUGUCUGGAGACCUUGUUCAGCGAUGCAAUACCAACGGAUGUGACGGGAAUCGCUGCCGGACAUCCUGCCGUUCAGCACAUGAAUCCUGUCGACGAGACGAUGAUUGGCUUCCACCCUGCCCAUAUCUCCCACCCAAAGCGGCAGAGAAACUCAACGUUGGGGCUACAGGCCAAGUCAAGCCGAACCUCAACGACCCUCAAUCGAGCCUGCGUGAAGAAGUGCAGUCGAUACCCGAUCUUGUCGACCUUGUCAAAUCUGCAGCUGACGAUCUUGGCUUCGAUCUUGACCGAAGGCCCACCGCGACCGACGAUGACAUGUUCCACAACGCCCCUUACGAGACCACACCCAUGGAUUCUGUCUCACGUCACACGGAUGUCUCCUUUGGAACAGCAGAGAACAGGGCUACGGAGGACGAGCCGCUUACCGAAGACAGCUGGCUACAGCAAACGCGUAGACACUUGACCGAACUCUCCGAGGCCCGAGAACAGCUUAUGGACGAACUGGAUUCCAUCGCUGGAGAUCUCGACGUCAAAUUUCGAGACCAACCAGAGGUUGAGUCGGUGACUGAUUCGGAUGCACCACAUGCACAUCGUGUACUCAGCAAAGCUCCCACGGGUCUCUCGCGUACAUCCACGUUACAGAGAGACGCUCUUAUCGACUCAGUACAGCGUAUGCUCAGCAAAGCGCCUACUGGCAUCUCACGCAGCUCUACAUGGCAUGAGCAGAGCCAGGGAGAGGCUGCUGACGACCUCGACUUCACCUCGGCACAGCGCAGAUCUAGCAAAGCUCCUACCGGUCUCUCACGCACGUCUACUUCGCAGAAAGAUGCUAUGAUCGACUCGGUACAACGUGUGCAACGUGUGCUCAGUAAGAUCCCCACCGGCCUCUCACGCAGCGCUACACGGCAUGGAGAAGAUGACGGAGAUGAGGAAGAGAAAGAAGCAGUCGAUAAUCGCCGUCUCGGACUUGCGCAGCGUGUACUGAGCCCAACCCCUGCAGACUUCUCGCGCACGUCUACAUCGCAAGCAGAUGCCAUCGUCGACUCGGUACAGCGCGUGCAACGCGUGCUCAGCAAGAUUCCUACUGGCCUCUCACGCAGCUCUACAUGGCAUGGAGAAGACGAGGAGGCCGUCGAAGACCCCGACAUCGAGCCAGUGCAGCGUGUGUUGAGCAUGUCACCUCCUGGUAUCUUACAGGCCUCUACGUGGAUCAGGGACGCUUCUGUCGACGCAACGCGACGUGUACUCAGUAAGCCUCUUACUGGCCUCCUGCGCAAUGCUACUUGGCAUAGCAUGGGAGACGACCCAGCAGACAGUUCUUUCGUCGAGCCCGUACAACGUGUACUCAGCAAAGCUCUUACUGGUCUCUCGCGCAACUCUACAUGGCAAAAGGAUGAUGAUGCACCAGUAGACGAAGCCGUUGUUGAAAGUGUAGAGCGUGGACCCAGCAAGGCUCCUACCAGCCAGGAGGAUACGCCUACUGACUUCGAUACUACUCAGACUGGUCAGCACGACGAUGAAGACGAGUCGUUCGGGGAGCCUACGCAGCCUACACUCGAGAAGGUCAACACUAGCCUCUCACGCGCAUCUACGUGGCACGGUAACAGACCUGUCGAAGAUGAAGAGCCCGGAGCUGACGUUCCGGGUCUCCAUGAGGAUGAUCUGGUCGCCACAAUCGUACGGAAUGUUCUCAGCAAGGUGCCCUCUGGCUUCUCACGCGCAUCCACAUGGCAGGACAACAAGACUGUUGACAUUGAAGACAUCGGGGCUGACGUUUCGGAUCACCAGGGGGAUCUGGUUACCGCAAUGGUGCAGCGUGUUCUCAGUAAAGCAUCCACUAAUAUCUCGAGCAAGCCAACCUGGCCCAGUUCUAAGACUCCCAACACCGCCGAAGAUGAAAUCCAGAGCGUUGUCGAUAACAGUGUUGACGAGCUUCGGCUUAGUCGCGCACUGACUCGGAUUCUCAGCCAACCGAAAGAGCCUCGGUCUGCUGGUCAAGAGCCAUACAAGGCUGAAGACGUUUCGCCUGAAGAGAUCUAG
This is a messenger RNA of Alternaria hordeiaustralica, 4536 nucleotides long. RefSeq lists its product as uncharacterized. Bases 1 to 4536 code for a protein of 1511 amino acids. The record is from RefSeq and is a predicted model, not a curated record. NCBI's taxonomy places the organism in Eukaryota, Fungi, Ascomycota, Dothideomycetes, Pleosporales, Pleosporaceae. Gene Ontology annotation, biological process: proton motive force-driven ATP synthesis. Gene Ontology annotation, molecular function: proton-transporting ATP synthase activity, rotational mechanism. The transcript is spliced from 6 exons.